This is a messenger RNA of Dendronephthya gigantea, 2205 nucleotides long. RefSeq lists its product as uncharacterized. Bases 1 to 2205 code for a protein of 734 amino acids. The transcript is spliced from 2 exons. The record is from RefSeq and is a predicted model, not a curated record. Lineage: Eukaryota; Metazoa; Cnidaria; Anthozoa; Malacalcyonacea; Nephtheidae.
AUGCCAGUCGUCAGAGUCUGUUUCAAGUCCUCCAACGGCAACGUACGCGAAGGAAACGUGUUGAUAGACAGCGGCGCGGGUAUCACAGUCAUCCGAAAGUCAUUCGCCAAAGCCCUGGGUCUCCAAGGGAAGAAAGAGAAGAUAAAUAUCGCAGUCGUUGGAGGAGAGAGAAUAACUCAAGACGACAGUCGCAGAGUAAAGUUUUGGAUUUCUCCAUUGAACAGAAACGAGUCGUUUCCAAUAGAGGCUCACGAGAUUGGCUACACCAUAAUCAACGUCCCCCCUCUUGAUCGCGCUUGGUUGAGCUCCUUUGAUCACCUAAAAGAUGUUGACUUUUCACAUCACGCUGGUCCGAUCGAUUUGAUUCUUGGUGUACAAUACAGCCACCUUCACGCCGAGAAUGAAGUACGUCAAGGUUUACCGUUCCAACCAAUAGCCAAAAAGACAAAGCUUGGAUGGCAUGUUAUUGGUCCUGACAACGCGAAGGGUUCACCCGACAACUACCUCAGCUUCGCAAGAAAAAUCAACCUGGAAACAUUCUAUGACUUUGAAACCGUUGGAGUUAGAGCUCCAGACUGUAAAUGUCCGGUAGACGUGAUGACCAACGACGGGAAAAAGGCCAUAGAACUGUUCAAGUCCUCGUGUAAGAAGUUAGACGGACGAUACGUGAUCGGACUACCUUGGAAGAAUGAUCCUGCAGGACUACCAAAUAAUUAUCCCUUGGCACGGCAAAGACUCGAGUCUUUAGAGAGAAGCUUACGAAGAAAUCCAACGAAAGCAAAGAUGUACAAUGAAGCAAUUAAGGAAUACGAGAAGAACGGAUGGGCCAGAAAGUUAGAAGACCAAGAAGUCAGAAAACCCCAUGCACACUAUUUACCUCACCACGGCGUCUACCGGCCAGAAAAGAAAAGCACGCCCCUCAGAAUCGUGUUUGACCCCGCAUCCCCCUACAAGAAUAUCUCGCUCAAUUCGUUUCUGUACAAAGGACCCUGUCUGAUUGGCGAUCUUCUGGGAGUUCUGCUACGCUUUCGAGAAGAAAAGGUGGCGUUUGUCGGGGACAUAUCGAAGAUGUUCUUACAAAUACUUCUGCCUGAAAGUGACUGCCAAAUGCAUCGUUUCUUAUGGAGAAACAUGGACACGACAAAGGAGCCGACGACCUACGCCCUACUCCGCGUUACCUUCGGGGACAAGCCAUCUCCAGACAUGGCGAGCUACGUGAUGCUCAAGAUCGCGGAGGAAAACAAGGAACGCACACCGGAGGCUUCCAAAAUCAUUGAGAGGGACCGGUAUGUCGACGACUUGAUCCAUUCAUGCCCGACUGUGCAAGAUGGAGAGAAGAGAAUCAAGGACGUAGAGAAGAUACUUGGAGAAGGUGGAUUCAAUAUAAAGGAAUGGCAUUGCUCCUCACCUGAACUCCAACAAACCGUGAAUGCGAAAAGAAUGAAAAAAACGCAAGAUCAAAUCUCACCUUCAUCAAGCGAAGUAAACCUCGACAAGCAAAGCGGCAUCAAAGCUCUGGGAGUUUCGUGGAAUCCGAUGUCUGAUACGAUUCAUUUUCAAGUCCAAUUAAAGAGAACAACCCCUUAUACGAAAAGAUCAGUCCUGUCAAACAUCUCUCGAAUCUUCGAUCCCCUCGGAUUAGCAACACCAGUAACGAUAAAAGCGAGAAUGGCGCUGCAGGAGAACAGUAAGACCCCAGCAGAGCGACAAGAUGGCCCCCUCGAGCCGAUGGAAAUCGAAUCAGCCGAAACACAUUGGAUAAAGUCAGCUCAGACGGAGCUUGGCGACUGGGAACAUCAGUACAAAGAUUUGGCCCCGUUCAAAGAAGACGGCGUAGUCCGCGUGGGAGGAAGAUUGGCUCGCUCUCCCUUGCAAUUUGACGAAAAUCACCCAGUGUUGCUACCAGUAAGCCACGUUAUAUCGAAGCUAGUCGUCAAAGACGCUCAUAACCGCGUCCUACAUGCCGGUCGCGAACGUGCGUUGUGUGAAUGUCGAAGAAAGUUCUGGAUUCCUCGUGGCAGAAAUUUGGUCAGGAAGAUAGUCAAAGAUUGUGUCACUUGUCGCAGACUUAGACAGUACCCGCAUACCACGCUGAUGGCUGACCUCCCUCCCGACAGAUUGAAGUUGUUUGCACCACCAUUUACAGUCACGGGCGUCGACCUGUUUGGUCCCUUCUAUUUGAAGUAUGGGAGAAACAAAAGAUAA